Messenger RNA from Rodentolepis nana, 210 nucleotides. NCBI's taxonomy places the organism in Eukaryota, Metazoa, Platyhelminthes, Cestoda, Cyclophyllidea, Hymenolepididae. The record is from the annotation of a GenBank genome assembly.
AUGCGUCAAACCAUAUCUCGAUUGAAGACUGAGUUGUGCGCCCUCUUUGGAAUAUCUCAUACAGAGGCUCGUGGAAUGCGCCUUUUCUACAUUGACGCUGGCAUGGUUGAAGCUACCGGACCUGAAGAGCUACGAUUUGGUGCUCGACAACUCUACACCUACCACCCGAAUGACGGAGACAGUCUUGUGAUUGCACGGCGAGGUGCUUGA